UCGUGAGAGAGCAUCAUCAGCACUUAGCAGCAGCAUCUCUGUUGUUUUUCCUGCGUAGGUUUCUCCGCUGACUGCUCCUCCUGGCACACUCUCGGCCCUCUGCCACAAACCGUAUGGCAAAACCAACGUCUUCGUUAACAGAAGCUCCCUUCCCUGCUCUCUUCAUAAACCUUUACACCCUUUAGUCCUCAAAGACUCCAUUUUUUUUUUGCCACGGAACCAAGCUUUGCCAUUGUUAACCAAUGACUAAAGGUGUCAUUUUUUUCCUUUCUUUGCUUCUUUGCUUAUCAUUCUUUUCACUAGCAGAGAAGAACCAAGCUGAGAUCCAAGCAUUGACAUCUUUCAAGCUUAAUCUCCAUGACCCGCUUGGAGCUUUAAGCGGAUGGGAUCCAUCAACACCUGCAGCUCCAUGCGACUGGCGUGGAGUUGCAUGUUCCAACAACCAAGUCACCGAGCUACGUCUACCUCACCUCCAACUGAGUGGACGACUCAGUGACCGUCUCUCUGAUCUCAAAUAUCUUAACAAACUCAGCCUUCGUUCUAACUCCUUCAACGGCACCAUACCUUCCUCUCUUUCCCAAUGCAAGCUUCUACGCGCUGUUUUCUUGCAGUACAACUCACUCUCCGGGACACUACCAUCCGAGAUAAGUAAUCUCACUGAUUUAACCAUUUUAAAUUUAGCUCAAAACUAUUUAGCCGGCGAAAUCUCAGGAGAUCUCCCACAAAAUAUUAAGUAUAUUGAUCUUUCUUCAAACUCAUUUUCUGGUUCGAUUCCUAUAAGCAUUGCUAAUUUAUCACAGCUUCAACUCAUUAAUCUCUCGUAUAACCAGUUUUCUGGUGAGAUUCCUGCUAGUUUUGGUCAGCUUCAACAGCUUCAGUAUCUCUGGCUUGAUUAUAAUCUUUUGGAAGGGACUUUACCUUCAGCUUUGGCCAACUGCUCUUCACUUAUUCAUUUUAGUGCUGAGGCCAAUGCGCUUGGUGGGGUUAUCCCAUCAGCUAUUGGAGCAAUUCCUAAGCUUCAAGUUGUUUCAGUUUCUCAUAACAAUCUCUCAGGAACGGUGCCGGUUUCUUUGUUCUGUAAUGUUACUGUUUAUCCGCCUUCCAUUCGGAUUGUUCAGUUGGGGUUUAAUUUGUUUACGAAUGUUGUUGGUCCUGAAUCAGGGCAAUGUUAUAGUAUUUUACAGGUUUUGGAUAUUUCUUGGAAUCAGAUUGGUGGGGUUUUUCCUUUAUGGUUAACGCGUGUAACAACGUUGACAAUGUUGGAUGUUUCUGGGAAUUUGUUGUCAGGUGAGGUUCCAGAUCAGAUUGGGAGUUUGUCUAGAUUGGAGGAGCUGAAAAUGGCUAAUAAUUCUUUAACUGGGAUGGUUCCUUUUGAGAUUAAGCAAUGUGGCUCAUUGUAUGUUCUUGACCUUGAAGGAAAUCAUUUUUCUAGUGAAAUUCCUGGGUUUUUAGGUGGUAUGACUGGUUUGAAAGUGCUCUCUCUUGGGGGAAAUAUGUUUUCAGGUUCAGUUCCAAGGAGUCUUAGGAAUCUUACUGAGCUUGAAAUAUUGAAUUUGGGGCAUAAUAGCUUGAGUGGAAGGUUGCCGGAGGAGAUAAUGGAAUUGACCAAUUUGACUACGUUGGACUUAAGUGGGAACGACUUUUCUGGUGAGAUUCCAGCAAGUAUUGGGAACUUGAGUCAGGUUGUUGUUCUGAAUCUAAGUGGUAAUGGGUUUUCAGGGAAGAUGCCGGCAAGUUUGGGCAAUUUGUUCAAGCUAACUACUCUUGAUUUAAGCAACCAGAACCUCUCUGGUGAGUUGCCCUUUGAGCUCUCAGGUUUACCUAAUCUGCAAGUCAUUGCUUUGCAAGAAAAUAUGUUAUCUGGGGAAGUUCCUGAAGGGUUUAGUAGUUUGAUGAGUUUGCGUUAUGUGAAUCUUAGCUCCAAUUCAUUUUCUGGUUAUAUACCAGAAACUUUUGGCUUUCUUCAUUCACUAGUUGUUCUUUCAUUGUCUAAUAAUCACAUAACUGGGGUGAUCCCACCAGUGCUUGGAAACUGUACUGAGCUUGAAGUUCUCGAGCUUGCAUCAAAUUCUUUGACAGGUCACAUUCCUGCUGAUCUCUCUCGCCUUUCAAAAUUAAAUGUGCUUGAUUUGGGUGGUAACAACUUAACAGGAGAAAUCCCGGAGGAAAUAUCCAAAUGCUUGUCUGUUACCACUUUGUCACUAAAUGCUAAUCAUCUUUCUGGAAGCAUACCAGAUUCUUUGUCCAAGUUAUCAAAUCUCACAAUGCUGGAUCUUUCUUCAAAUAAUAUUAGGGGAGAGAUUCCUUCUAAUCUCGGUCUUGUUUCUGGAUUGGUCUACUUUAAUGUCUCAAGGAAUGACUUAGCAGGGAAGAUUCCAGUUACACUGGGUUCUAGAUUUAACAAUCCAUUAGCAUUUGCGGGAAAUCAAGACUUAUGUGGAAAGCCAUUGCAUCGAAAAUGUGAUGAUGUAGCUGACAAGAACAGGAGGAAACGGUUGAUUCUUUUGAUUGUUGUGGUAGCGUGUGCUGCUUGUCUCUUGUCAUUAUGUUGUUGCUUCUAUAUCUUCAGCCUAUUAAGAUGGCGCAAGAAGCUCAAAGAAGCCGCUGGAGAGAAGAAACGGAGCCCUGCAAGGGCUAGUUCUGGAGCAAGUGGAGGCCGUGGUAGCACAGACAAUGGAGGGCCAAAGCUUGUUAUGUUCAAUAACAAGAUCACUCUAGCAGAAACAAUUGAAGCAACUAGGCAAUUUGCUGAAGAGAAUGUGCUUAGCAGAACCCGAUAUGGGUUAGUUUUCAAGGCUUGUUACAAUGAUGGAAUGGUGCUCGCUAUUCACCGCCUACCAGAUGGAUCACUUGAUGAAAACAUGUUUAGGAAAGAAGCUGAAUUUUUAGGCAGAGUGAAGCACAGGAACUUAACAGUUCUCCAUGGCUACUAUGCGGGACCACCUGACAUAAGGCUCCUUGUAUAUGAUUACAUGCCCAAUGGCAACCUUGCAACACUCCUCCAAGAGGCAUCCCACCAAGAUGGUCAUGUCCUCAAUUGGCCAAUGCGCCACCUGAUUGCUCUUGGCAUUGCCCGUGGUUUAGCCUUUCUACAUACAUCCAACAUGGUUCAUGGAGAUGUCAAGCCCCAAAACGUUCUAUUCGAUGCUGAUUUUGAAGCACAUUUGUCAGAUUUUGGCUUGGAUCGUCUCACAGUUGCAACUCCAGCAGAAGCUUCCACGUCAACUUCAGUUGGCACAUUGGGUUAUGUAUCCCCAGAAGCAGUUCUAACCGGGGAAACGACCAAAGAGUCAGAUGUCUAUAGCUUUGGCAUUGUCCUGCUUGAAUUACUCACAGGAAAGAGACCAGUUAUGUUCACACAGGAUGAAGACAUUGUGAAAUGGGUCAAGAAGCAGCUUCAAAGAGGCCAAAUCACUGAACUUCUAGAACCAGGACUACUUGAGCUUGACCCCGAAUCAUCAGAAUGGGAAGAAUUUCUCCUAGGAAUCAAAGUUGGGUUGCUUUGCACAGCUCCAGAUCCUCUUGAUCGACCAACCAUGUCCGAUAUCGUGUUCAUGCUUGAAGGUUGUCGUGUGGGCCCUGAUUUUCCCUCAUCAGCCGAUCCAACUUCUCAACCUUCACCAGCGUAAACAACCAGAAAUCCGAAGCCCUUUUUUGUUUUUCGUUUUUUUUACUUUUCCUGUCUCAUGAAAACUUUUAACCAUUUUUUUAGUUUCAUAGAGAAAAUGUAACACUAGGGUGAAAAUUGUUUGUUCAGGUAAUUCUUGUUCCAUUUGCUUUCUCGUUUGUUACUUUUCUUUUUACAACUCUGCCACUGUUCCUUUCCAAUUGAUGCCAGCCUGUGGGAAAGUGGGGGAUCUAUGACAGAGUGAAGUAAAAAAAGGUCAACACGUCUCCCAGUCAACGAAACAGACAAAAGCUCAGUUGAACUGAAGAUGCCCGAAAGCGGACAACAACCAUUGGGGGCCCACAGUUGAUUUCGCGCCAAACGCGACAGGAUUGGUGUGCCGUGGAUUCGUCACGUGCCACAAUAAAAAUAUAGCCGUUAAAUUGUAGAAACCGAGAUGUUCUUAAAAGAAAAAAAGGUGAUUUUUUUAUAUUAUUUUUUCCUGUAAGGAGUGGGACGGCCGAAAGGGCCUUUGGAUUUGGUUUGUUGCCUAGUCGAGUACAGCUUAGAUCGGUGGUUUCGGACUCGCGUGAUUCCACGUGGGGAUCUUUUGUUGCCCUGGAAUUUUUCAUUGUUCAUUGUUCUAGUCCUGGCGAUGGAUAAAAAAGCUGAAGAAGAGGGAGGCAGGAGAAGAAGACAAAGCACCCAAAAUUUCAAGGUCCCACUGGAACAAAAGGGGAUGGGAAAGUGACAGGGGGAAAUAAAACGAUGGCUCACUGCCCUCAAUUACUUGUUGAACCUUUUUGGUGGGUCAUCAACUUUAUUGAAUGAAGAUUUGUCAAUUUUUUAAGCCGUAGUUUGAUUGUAACAGAUGCAAUACCAAAUCAACUACCUGUUUUAAUUUAAGUUUUCCAGGAGUCACUGCAGUUCUGUUUUGGCUUUUCCCCUUGUGUAUGAGAUGGGCAAAUACAACCUCCUGACUCUGAAUUUGUAAGAAACAAGCAGGAAAUAUGGGG
Molecule: messenger RNA, 4623 nt
Organism: Durio zibethinus
Lineage: Eukaryota; Viridiplantae; Streptophyta; Magnoliopsida; Malvales; Malvaceae
Biological process (GO): protein phosphorylation
Molecular function (GO): protein kinase activity; protein binding; ATP binding
Source: RefSeq, a predicted model, not a curated record